UCUUCUUCUCUGUAGCCGUUUUCAUUUGUUUCUCCUUCGCCACCGUCUUCUUGUCUUUACCUCCGGCGAUGGAGGACGGAGAUUAUAGAAACUGGGCUGAGCUUCCAGCAGAACUGACGUCAUCGAUCCUUCUCCGACUUGGCGUGGUUGAGAUACUCGAAAAUGCUCAGAAAGUGUGCAGAUCGUGGCGUCGCGUCUGUAAAGAUCCUUCGAUGUGGCGGAAGAUUGUCAUAGACAACAGUGGAAAUAGGGAUAUCUUCAAGUACGACCUCGAUUCCAUGUGCCGUCACGCCGUUGAUCGUAGCCAGGGCGGUUUGCUUGAGAUUGACAUUGAGUACUUUGGUACUGAUAAACUCCUCGAUUACAUCGCCGAUAGUUCUAGUAACCUGAGAAGCCUUAGACUUGUAAGAUGCCAUCAAAUAACAGAUAAGGGAGUUGCCGAAGCAGUUGUGAAACUUCCAUUGCUUGAAGACCUCGAGGUUUCAUACUGCUCAUUUUCAGGAGAGUGUCUGAGUGUUGUAGGCCAGUCUUGUCCACAUCUGACGACAUUGAAGCUAAACCGCCGACCUCGCGUCGAGUUUGUAAUAAAUAUGCGUGAUCAUAAUGCCAUAGCAAUUGCAGAAAGCAUGCCUGAGUUACGCCACCUUCAGCUUUUAGGGAACGCACUAACUAACACUGGCUUGAACGCCAUUCUUGACAGUUGUACUCACCUGGACCAUCUUGAUUUACGCCAGUGUUACAAUAUUAACCUUGUCGAAGAUUUCAUGAAGCAAUGUGUUGAAAGGAUCAAAUAUUUGAGAUGCCCCAAUGACUCAAUCGCUGAUUGCUCAACCGAAACCAGCUUUCUUGAUAUCGAUUCAGAUGAUGGCUUUCCCUAUAUGUAUGGUGGCUAUGACAUGAUGGGCGGCUAUGACAUUAUGGGCAGCUACGACAUGAUGGGCGGGUAUGACAUUAUGGGCAGCUACGACAUGAUGGGCGGAUAUGACAUUAUGGGCGGCUAUGACUCAGAAACUGCUUCCUCCUCUUGGUCGUCGACGUCUACUUCCGUUUCUUCGCUGGUGAAAGAUGAAGAGGUGAGAAAUUGGGCAGAACUUCCACCGGAACUGACAUCGUCGAUCCUUGGCCGGCUUGGCACGAUUGAUAUACUGGAAAAUGCUCAAAAAGUGUGCAGAUCGUGGCGUCGCGUUUGUAAAGACCCCUCGAUGUGGCGGAAGAUUGACAUGGACAACCUCGGAGACUUGGGAGCCAUGGGGUACGAUCUUGAGAUCAUGUGUCGUCAUGCAGUGGAUCGUAGCCAGGGCGGCUUGGUUGAGAUUGACAUUUGGUACUUUGGUACUGAUGAGCUCCUCAAUUACAUUGCCGACAGGUCGAGUAAUCUGAGAACCCUUAGACUUAUAAUGUGCUAUCCAAUAGCAGACGAGGGAUUUAUCGAAGCAGUUGUGAAGCUUCCAUUGAUUGAAUACCUCGAGCUUUCACACUGCUCCUUGUCAGGAGAGUCUCUGAAAGUUGUAGGCCAGUCUUGUCCAAAUCUGAAGACAUUGAAGCUAAACUCCGAGCCUGACCCUAAAUUUAAUGAUGAUGAGUUUAAUAAUGAAGAAGCUCUAGCAAUCGCAGAAAGCAUGCCAGAGCUACGCCACCUCCAGCUGUUUGGGAACAUACUAACCAAUGUGGGAUUGAACGCCAUUCUUGACGGUUGUCCUCACCUUGAGCACCUUGAUCUACGCAAAUGUUCCAACGUUGAUCUUACUGGGGAUCUAGAGAAGCGAUGCGUUGAGAGGAUCAAAGAUUUGAAACGCCCUACUGACUCAACCGCUGGUCACCCAUAUGGUAGAAUUACAGUUGAUGUCCGCUAUGAUGCCAGCGACUAUUAUUGGUAGUAGAUAUUGAAUCUUUCGGAACAAUGAAGAAAACAUGUUGCUUUUUUGGUCUUGUCAACUUAUGAACUCGUUUAUGACAUUUCUUUUCUCUAUGUCUCAGUGUCCUUUUGAACUUCAAAAAAAUGCUUUGAGUGCGUGA
Arabidopsis lyrata subsp. lyrata is the source of this 2016-nucleotide messenger RNA. RefSeq names its product putative F-box/LRR-repeat protein 23. Gene Ontology annotation, molecular function: protein binding. Bases 69 to 1877 code for a protein of 602 amino acids. The record is from RefSeq and is a predicted model, not a curated record. The transcript has 4 exons. Lineage: Eukaryota; Viridiplantae; Streptophyta; Magnoliopsida; Brassicales; Brassicaceae.